GGGGGGGGGGGGGGGGGGGGGGGGGGGACAGAGACAGGGCACAGAGAGGGCGAUGGAGUCCCGGGUUGGAUGACCACGUGCCCGGCUCUGUGUCCCUGUGCUCGUCCCAGUCCCCUGCACGAGGGCCUCUCCUCGCAGCCUCCACGAGCCGGGAAUAACCACUGAAGCCCAUUAGGCUGUCGUGGGGUUUAAAUGGGAUCAUCCCACGGGAGUCCUCGGCCGAGCACCUGGCCAAUCGCACCUUAAUAAAUAAAAUGAUUUCACAAACAAACAAGCUUCUGGCUGAGCUCCAGACACCGCGGCCUCACUGUCUUGCUUUGAGGGCUGAAGGGCAUCUCUCCCUGAACUGGACCACCUCCAAUCAUCUCUGCCUCCGCCCCAAGCUGCUCCCCGCUCCCCCUCCUCCCUGCUCUUCCCCCACUCAGGGCACAUGGGAUGGAGCCCCCCAGCUGCUCAGGCAGCAUCCUUGGCCUCAUCCCUAACUUCCACUCAGUCCCCACCUUUGCUUCACUAGCAAAAUUUGUCAGCUCCACCUCCACGUUAAAUCCAGAACCACCCACUGCCCCUACCCUGGUCUGACACACCCUCCUCUCCUCCAGGACCAGCGCAGUCACCUCCUCUGGCUCCCUCUGCGGUGGUCUCCACGCGCCCGCCAGAGGGCGCCCGUCAACACCCAAGUCAGCUCAGUCCCUUCUGUGCUGCGAGCCCUCCCGGGACGCCUGACUCGCUCAGAGUCAAAGUUCACCUUCUCGCUGCGACCGCACAUCUGGCUGCCCUCCUGCUCUCAUCUCUCCUGCCCUCUCCUCCUCGCUCACCUCGCUCCGGCCCUCCUGGUCCCCUCCUCUCUGUUCCUCACCCCCACUCCACCCCCGAGCCAGCUUCUGCCAGGUCUGCAAAGCAAUGUCUGAGAGUGUGACAUGCGUCUUUCUCUCACUGAAUCCCCACGGCAACCAGGCAGAAAUCGAGAGAAAAGAAAGCCCCACGGCUCUAGAGCUCAGCUGACGGAAAGGAGAGUGUGCAGCUGCGAGUUCGAGAGCUCCCGGAGCCCAAAGACGGGGGCCGGACCAUGGGAACCCACAAGCCGCUGAUCCUGCCCUGGCUGGUGUCGCAGCUGGACCAGGGCAGGCUGGAGGGCGUGGCCUGGCUGGACAAGGGCCGCACGCGCUUCCGCAUCCCUUGGAAGCACGGCCUGCGGCAAGAUGCCCAGCAGAAGGACUUCGGCAUCUUCCAGGCCUGGGCCGAGGCCAGCGGUGCCUACACUCCAGGGAAAGAUAAGCCCGACCUGCCGACCUGGAAGAGGAAUUUCCGGUCCGCCCUGAACCGGAAGGAAGUGUUGCGUUUAGUCGACGACCGGAGCAAGGACCCCCAGGACCCGCACAAAGUCUAUGAGUUUCUGACCCCAGCGUUUAGGGACUUGGCUCAGCCCGACACCUCUCCAGACACCGGUGGCAGAUGGAGUACCUGUGACACCCCCAAAGCUACUGUGGAGGAGUUACUGAGUGACAUGACUUUAGACCCAUUCCUCGAUGGGGGGCCCCUGAGCCUGGCUCUGGCUCCUGAGCACCCCCCUCAGCUCUUGCUGAGCCCCAACCUAGACAUUCCUGGCCCCUGCCCGAAUGUGGAACCCGCUGAAAACCCACUGAGGCAGCUGUUGGUGCCCGAGGAUGCGUGGGAGUUCGAGGUGACCGCCUUCUACCGGGGCCGACAAGUGUUCCAGCAGAUGGUCUUCUGCCCAGAUGGCCUGCGACUGGUGGAGCCCGAAGCAGCCGAUGGGACACUGCCUGGGCAGCCAAUAAGACUGCCAGACCCCGGGGUGUACCUGACAGACGGGGACGUGAUGAGCCUUGUGAAGCGCGUACUGAGCAACCUGGGCGGGGGACUUGCCCUCUGGAGGGCAGGGCAGCAGCUCUGGGCCCAGAGGCUGGGGCACAGCCACGUGUACUGGGCCAUGGGCGAGGAGCUGCUCCCCGACAGUCACGGGCCCAGUGGUGAGGUCCCCAAGGACAAGGAAGGAGGUGUGUUUGACCUGGGGCCCUUCGUGGCAGAUCUGAUUGCCUUCCUUGGAGGAAGCAGACGCUCGCCACACUACACCCUCUGGUUCUGCUUGGGGGAGUCGUGGCCCCAGGACCAGCCAUGGACCAAGAGGCUCGUGAUGGUCAAGGUGCAGCAGCCCUGGGCUCCAGGAGCUGAGGGGUGGAUCUUACCAUGGGGAGGAGGUUGUUCCCAGGGACUACAAUUCCCAGAAGCCCACGUGGAAACUACAACUUCCAAGAGUCUUUGUAACCACCAGUUCCUUACCCCCGGGAGCUUCUGGGUGUCCCUCCCAUGACCUAACCCCCAGAUCCUGUUUUGAGCUCUUGAAACUAUGUGGAAGUUGGGGGACUACAAGUCCUAACAGCCUCUGUGAGGAACUACAGCUCCCAGGAAUCCUGACCCCAAACUGCUCAGCUCUACCUUCUGGGAACCCCACUAACAGCCUCAGCCCUGGGAACCUUCUCUGAUCUCCCAUGUUUGUGACUAUGGGGGAAACUACAACUCGCAGCAGUCUUGGGCCUAAUGGUUCAUCCUGGGGUACAGUGGGGCCUGCUGGGAGUUGUAGUCCAUUCCCCCACCACCACCAGCAGUGUUGGGUGUCUCCCCGACUCGCAUUUCUCCCCCACCUGCUGCAGGUUGUUCCCACAUGCCUCAAGGCCCUGCUAGAGAUGGCGCGGAUACAGGGUGCCUCCUCAAUGGAGACCACUGUGGACCUGCACAUUUCCAACAGCCACCCCCUCUCCCUCACCUCAGACCAGUACAAGGCCUACCUCGAGGA
This is a messenger RNA of Equus quagga, 2812 nucleotides long. RefSeq names its product interferon regulatory factor 3 (gene IRF3). Lineage: Eukaryota; Metazoa; Chordata; Mammalia; Perissodactyla; Equidae. Gene Ontology annotation, cellular component: nucleus. The coding region runs from base 1067 to 2329 and encodes 420 amino acids. The transcript is spliced from 8 exons. Gene Ontology annotation, molecular function: protein binding; RNA polymerase II cis-regulatory region sequence-specific DNA binding; DNA-binding transcription factor activity, RNA polymerase II-specific. Gene Ontology annotation, biological process: regulation of transcription by RNA polymerase II; immune system process. The record is from RefSeq and is a predicted model, not a curated record.